This is a messenger RNA of Knipowitschia caucasica, 363 nucleotides long. The record is from the annotation of a GenBank genome assembly. NCBI's taxonomy places the organism in Eukaryota, Metazoa, Chordata, Actinopteri, Gobiiformes, Gobiidae.
AUGAAGCCAUCUCCUCCUCGGUGGUGGUUAAUCUGGCAGGCGUUGAAUGUACUCCAGAUACAGGUGGAGGAGGCCCAGCCAGCAAUGGAGGAGGCCCAGCUAGCAGUGGAGGAGGCUCAGGUACCAGUGGAGGAGGCCCAAGAAGCAAUAGAGGCCCAGGUAACAGAGGAAGAGACCCAGGUAACAGUAGAAGAGGCCCAGCUAGCAGUGGAGGAGGCCCAGGUAACAGGGGAGGAGGCCCAGGAAGCAAUAGAGGCCCAGGUAGCAGUGGAGGCCCAGGUAGCAGUGGAGGAGGCCCAAGUAACAGUGGACGUCCAGGUAGCAGUGGAGGAAGCCCAGCUAGUAAUGGUGGGCAUUCCAUAA